CUUGUUCACCAGAGCCCCUGAUGGUGGGGAUGGACUUGGAGUACCCCGGGACCAGGUCGCCACUACUGAGCACACCUGUCUGUGGUAGGGGUGUUCGCCAGGGGCUCCAACCAGGGAGAGCCAGAUGUGAGGAGGGAGAGCCAGAUGUGAGGAGGUCGGGUAACCCCGAUGGGAUGGAUGGCUGACCAAGUGCGAAGUCAGACGGGCCGAGUUGGUAACGGAGAGGACGGUAUGGUACAAGGGAGCGGGCAGAGAAUCGUCAGGUCACACGCCAGGUCAGCAACAGUCAGGCAAAGCAAGGGUCAGAAUAGGAGAAAGCAGCAAGGUCAGGUACAAUCCGGGUCAAAACUUACAAGGUACAGGUUCACAGGAUGCAGGGAA
Messenger RNA from Staurois parvus, 381 nucleotides. The record is from the annotation of a GenBank genome assembly. NCBI's taxonomy places the organism in Eukaryota, Metazoa, Chordata, Amphibia, Anura, Ranidae.